CCACUUAUGAAACUGGCCAAUAGAUGACGAGCAGGGAAACUUCCGCCAGGACUUCCGAGCGUGUCCCAUUGUAUGUUCAAUAAUUCGUAUUCGUUCAAGAGACGUCUUUCGUCGAGUUUCAUACAUGUAUUCUGUCUGCUGGUGGCAGUUCCAGACUUAACGCAUUUCAAGAGUUAUUUAUUGCGACUUCGAAUUCUGGAGGCUUGCGCGGGUGUGAACAUAUACAACGUUAAACCUGCUGUUCUGUGUAACAGCAGUUUUGUAGCAAAUGUGUUUCUCACAGUUACCGACCUGCGUGGAAAGGUUUGCUUACUACUGGAUAGUUAGCUAGCAACUACAUAGCUAACCUUCGCUACCUGUACAACUGUUUUCAAACGGUGGCAAAGUUAGCCUUGGUUGAAGAAGCCAGCUGGCAGAAAGUCGGUCCGUUUCUUUAUGUAUAGUUGUUGACUUGACUAUGAGUAUUUGCGACGAACUAUGAAGAUGCAAGGUUGAAGGGGCGCACGAGAUUUUGUCUUCUUGGCACAUUUUCCAGCAUUCAGAGGAUUAACGUUUGCGUAACUUCAGCGUUGGCAAGCCUUUUCCCACCGUUGGUUGUUUUUUUAUCAGCCUGCACAUUAGCUUGUCGAGGGGAAUCGCAAAGACUUUAUUUCGUUCAUAAUGAAUGGGUUCAGCACAGAAGAAGACAGCCACGAUGGUCCACCAGCUCCGCCGUUCUAUGGCCAGAUCUGUUGUUUGAUAGAGGACGGUGAACGCUGCGGCCGAUCAGCUGGAAACGCCUCCUUCAGCAAGAGGAUUCAGAAAAGCAUAUCCCAGAAGAAACUGAAGUUAGACAUCGACAAGAGCGUCCGCCAUCUCUAUAUCUGCGACUUCCAUAAAAACUUCAUCCAGAGUGUUCGCAACAAAAGAAAGAGGAAAACCAGCGACGAUGGGGGAGAGUCCCCGGACCAUGACGUCGAGGUGCCUGAGGUGGACCUGUUCCAGCUGCAGGUGAAUACUCUGCGUCGCUACAAGAGGCACUACAAACUGCAGACCAGGCCUGGCCUUAACAAGGCCCAGCUGGCAGAGACCGUGAGCCGUCAUUUCCGGAAUAUUCCAGUCAAUGAGAAGGAGACCCUCACCUACUUCAUCUACAUGGUCAAGAGCAGCAAAAGUCGACUGGACCAGAAGCCAGACGGUAGCAAGCAGCUCGAGUGAACAACGCCCCCACAGCAAUCUACUACAGUAAACUACCACAGCAAACUUACCACAGUGUACAGUCCCCGAUAGCCCACAGCAAACUCCCCACCGCACAGAUCACAGCAAACUUGCAGUACAGAGCUCUUCCUCAAAGAGGCAACUGCCUUUAAACCCACAAGUCUACACAUUGCCUACAAGUGAAACAUGAAGGCCUACAUAUGUUACAAAAAACAAAAUCCCACCUGACCAUGCUGGUGCAGCAGUCUAGAAAAUACUGCCUUAAGAAUAUCAACAUUUAUUUCCUUUAUAUUAGCUUUGACUGUUUUUACUGUUCGACUGUUGCAUUUUGACUGAGCGUAAUUUCCUGUGUCAACCCAUAGGGAAAGUAGAGCCAAAUAUCUGUGGACAUAUGUAAGGUUUUACACAUAAAUAUAUAUAUAUUAUACACAAUAUAAAUAGAACUGUAUUAAGUGGGUUAAGUUGAGCACUGGCUGGCUCGGAGAGCUGCAAGCUCUUCAACACUAUACGUGUAUUUCUGUGAGUGUGUGUGUGUGUGGGAAAGAGAAUGUUUGUGUGGGAGCGCGUAUGUAUACCUGCACCAGAUUUGUCUUUUUCAUUUACAUAGGAAGUAGCAGCAUGAGUUGUGUAUAUCUAUUGCUUUGUCUUCAUGGAUCUCCAGUACUACUUCUAUAUGAUUUUUAUUUUUUAAAGCAAACUAGAAUUGCUGUAGAACUGUCUGUGCUCCAGUCAGAUGAAAAAAAAUCAAUACUGAUGUGUAUUAUAAUUUAUCCUUGUGUUUUCAGCUGUAAAAUGGACCCUCCGUCACAAUGAUGAGCUUUUGUUUUGUUUAUGCGAUUCAAAAUCGUACGCGCACCCUCUGUUAAGAAUGAGAAAAAUAAAUAAAGCUUAAAAUAAUUAAAAAAAUAUGUAACAAAGCUACAAAAUCUGAUGUUGCACCCUUACAUGACCGUAGUGGAGAAACGGACGGCUAUUUAUGUGAUUGGAUAGAUACUGAGCAAGGGGUACAUUCCAGAGGUGGUCAAGAGCCAGACCUGCUUUAUGCUUUACCAGAGAUAUGAACCUGGUAAAUGAACUGGGGUGCAUUUCUCGAAACCAUAGCUGCUAACUAUGUUAGCUACUUUAUUGUUUGCACUGCCAUUUCCCUUUGGCAACUAUACAACUACGCUUUCAAGAAAUGCACCCAUGUAUAGGGACACCUUUCCUCUAAAUCAACAGACUCCUACUAUCAGCAUCAUUUCUGUCUGCCAAAGUUAGUGGUGAAUUUGACAGAAAAUAUCUACCCUGGGUCUCUUUUUUCCCUCACGAAACAAAAAUCAGUGGGCUCCAGUAUUAUGGCAGGAUUAUGGCUUUCUCUUAGUUUGAAUGUAGCAGGGCUGUUCCUUUGACACCUUUUGCGAUGUAUCCCAUGACUGCAGCAGAUCUAUUUGCACUAGGUCUCUUUGGUCUUUUGGGUAAUGAAUGAUCAUGUUGAUUGCAGAAGUGUGUAAUAAUCAUGAAAUCGUGUUACCAGCCUCCCCCGAAAUGGUAGUCUACCCCCCACCAUCUCCACUCCAUCUCCUUUUCCCAUUUCGUCUUGUGUGUUCCAUGGCCGCAAGCCAUUCCACUUCCUCCCAUCCUUUUCCUCCGGCCUUGUGACGCAGGGCUCAGCGUCAUCGAUGAUUUAAGUUUCAAUUAAAUAUCUUGCGAGUAAGCAAGCCCUCAAAAAAGACGCUCUGUGUUACUUGACGGUGGAGAAACUUUUUCCACAGAGGAGAAUGACUUGCAGCCCACUACAGUGCCCAGUGCCCCAUUCAUGUUCAUUCAUUAUUUCUCUUCUACUUGUGUUGUGUUUAGUAUGACACACGACAGCAGUGCUCCUCUCCUAUAUAAGACAGUCUCUGACGGCAAUGCUAACAUUUCAUAUAGAUGGUGUAGUGGCAUCGUGACUUUGUUUUUGUUUUUUUUCUUGCAGCUACUUUUUAUUCAUCUUUUUAACACAUUGAUUGUGCUAUGUUGACUUCUUUGAAAGUAGGGCGCCUGUAUGUACAUGUCUGUGCAUUGGUUUGAAUAAACUGAUUGUACACAAAG
Molecule: messenger RNA, 3267 nt
Organism: Engraulis encrasicolus (European anchovy)
Lineage: Eukaryota; Metazoa; Chordata; Actinopteri; Clupeiformes; Engraulidae
Gene: sap30l
Product: sap30-like
Exons: 4
Coding region: 661-1197 (178 amino acids)
Biological process (GO): regulation of DNA-templated transcription
Cellular component (GO): histone deacetylase complex
Molecular function (GO): protein binding; transcription coregulator activity
Source: RefSeq, a predicted model, not a curated record